UUAUAUUUUGUAUUAUUUACAUAUUUUCACAAUUAUUAUUAAUAUUCGUAUUUAUUAUAUUUUCACAAUUAUUAUUAAUAUUCGUAUUUAUUAUAUUUUCUAAGUGAGACAGAAGUGAAGCUUCAAUUUACAGGCGUUCAUAAUGUGUUAUGGGAUUGAGAUUAAAAGAGUGAAGCUUCAGUUUACCUAACCUAACCUAACCUAACCUAAAAAAUUAUCAAGAAUUGCAGACACGACUCCACAAUCUUGUACUCGACCUGAACGAAGGCAAGAAGACCAUUGGAGAAUUCCUUCGUGGCAUAAGUCAUAACCUUAGAGGUGGUCAGCCAAAUGUGUAGCCCUUUUAAAUACAUUCAUGAAUAUUUUGUUCUUAUUUUUAAUUUUAAAUAAUUUUAGUACAUUUUUAAUAACAGAACAGAUUAGAGAACUUUUUUGGAUAAUAAAACAGACUAAAGAUUUUUUCCUUUACUUAAUAAGCAAGCUACUAAGUGCAAUAGAUUCCUAGUAUUUUCUCCCGUGGCCAAAAUGUCCUACCCACCGUGGCCAAAACGUCCUAGGGUGACAUCCCGUGGCCAAAUCGUCCGUGGCCAAAUCGUCCGUGGCCAAAUUGUCCGGAUUCCGCCUGGUCCACACCUUCGCCCUGCUCUGCCCAGUCUGCUGUCGGCUUCUCUGAGGAGUUGCUCUGACUACCGCCUUGUCCUGUCAUGGCGGACCACCGAGGCCAGAGUCAGGAAACGCCGAGGCGUUCCUCUACAGACAAGAAACGCCAGAGACGUGAGGAUGACGUGCCUCGUGGAGAUGUUAAGAAAAGGAAGGACCCUGGCUCCUCGCCGCACCGCGCCACACCGCACCCCGCCACACCGCACCCCGCCCCGCCACAACGUGACGAUGACGCGCCACCCCCAGCUGCUGCUGUUGCUGCCGCAGGUCCCAGCGGUCAGAGUGUAACCAGUGCCGCCGCCGGGGAUGUCAAUUAUGACCGUUUGAGCUGCCUGUUGGGCAGUUUGAUAGAAAAACUUGACAAGAAGGCGGAGGCUACUACAUCUAGUAGUUUUACUGGGGUUCAUGACCUCUCCUCCUCAGGGAGCGAGGAUGGCGAGCUUGCAGAGUGUUCGCCAGACCCUCUCGACGGCCUUGACGCUUUGUGCUCCCCACAACAUAGUGGCGCAGAUCCUGAGGAAGAAGUGUUUAUUCAGGCCUUGGAUGAGUUCUCUGGAAUUUUCCACAGUGAGGAAAAGAAAGGCCAGCCUUUGUCAGACCGUCUUGCGUCUAUACUUAAUGAUAGCCUAAGGCGCCGUCCCUCUACAGAAGGCGUCAAAACUGCCUGUAGCAAGAUUAAGAUACCCAGUAAUGUGCCGAAUGUGACUGUUCCUGCUACUAACUCGGCCAUUAUUACCAAGGCCAUGAGUGUCGGGGGUAAACUUUUGGACACACGGGUCUGCCAUACCACUGGUGUGCUUGUUAAGGCUUUAGUGCCUAUCGCACAGUGUAUCAAUGAUAUUGGUGAAAAAAGAGGGAAGCCAAUCGCCUCUUACUUGAGUGACUUAAACAACACACUCAGACUUUUGACAUCGGCAGUUAACUACUUAAACCAGGUCAGGAAGGAAGUGGCUCGCAUCCACGUCAGUGACUCUGCCUUGGCGGAGUUGUGCAAGUGGGAAUGCGAGGUUGGGCGAGACGACUUGUUUCCUUUUGAUGUCAUCAAAAAGUGUGAUGAGAUACGCAAGACCCGGCAGUUGGGCAGACCUUCCUUCCGACCCUACAGGUACAACAGGGCCAGGAGGCUAGCUCCCCACAGGCAAGAUUCAAGGAAGUCCACCUACCCCCAGACCAGGCGACCGUCACAGAGGCCUUUUUUAGGCCACAGAGCCCCUCAAGGGAGGGGCACACAGGCCUACAGGUUUCCCCACUAA
Messenger RNA from Scylla paramamosain (green mud crab), 1913 nucleotides. RefSeq lists its product as uncharacterized. Lineage: Eukaryota; Metazoa; Arthropoda; Malacostraca; Decapoda; Portunidae. The coding region runs from base 705 to 1913 and encodes 402 amino acids. The record is from RefSeq and is a predicted model, not a curated record. The transcript has 2 exons.